Alligator mississippiensis (American alligator) is the source of this 6001-nucleotide messenger RNA. RefSeq names its product BTG3 associated nuclear protein (gene BANP). Gene Ontology annotation, molecular function: DNA binding. NCBI's taxonomy places the organism in Eukaryota, Metazoa, Chordata, Crocodylia, Alligatoridae. The coding region runs from base 185 to 1588 and encodes 467 amino acids. Gene Ontology annotation, biological process: negative regulation of protein catabolic process; protein localization to nucleus. The transcript is spliced from 12 exons. The record is from RefSeq and is a predicted model, not a curated record.
GCGGGUGGCGGCGGCGCAUGCGCGCUGGCGCGGCGGAGAUCUCUCGCGAGGAAGGACGCCAUUAUCGCAGCCGCUCGACAAACACCACGAGAAUUCGGCCCCGCACACGGGUUGUAUGAUUUCACAGAUCACUUGGUUUGGGGUCUUCAGUGGCAUUGGAUUGGACACUGUUGCCUGAUUCUGAAUGAUGACAGAACAGGAUUUGGCAGAUGUGGUUCAGAUUGCAGUCGAAGACUUGAACCCAGAUCAUCCAGUUGUGUUGGAGAAUCAUGAAGUGACAGAUGAAGAUGUAGAACCUGCUCUGAAACGCCAGCGGAUAGAAAUUAACUGCCAAGAUCCCUCUAUUAAGUCAUUCCUGUAUUCCAUAAACCAGACAAUAUGCCUACGGUUGGAUAGCAUUGAGGCAAAGCUGCUGGCAUUAGAAGCUACCUGUAAAUCAUUGGAAGAAAAAUUGGACCUCGUCAUGAACAAACAGCAUAGCCCUAUCCAAGUCCCCAUGGUGGCAGGUUCUCCUCUUGGCGCUACACAGACAUGCAAUAAAGUGCGAUGUGUUGUUCCCCAGACCACAGUAAUACUGAACAACGAUCGGCAGAAUUCAAUUGUAGCCAAGAUGGUGGGGCAGGAAGAGCCACUGAGCAGAACAGCGGAUUCUCUGGAAAAUAUCCUUAGCAAUGCUGUUCCCGGACGUAGACAAAACACCAUCGUGGUGAAGGUCCCAGGGCACGAUGACAGCCACAAUGAAGAUGGGGAGAGCGGCUCUGAGGCCAGUGAUUCAGUUUCCAACAGUGGCCAGAUAGGAAGCCAAAGUAUUGGGAACAAUGUUACCCUUAUUACCUUGAACUCUGAAGAGGAUUACCCCAAUGGAACGUGGCUUGGAGAUGAAAAUAAUCCUGAGAUGCGAGUCCGUUGCCCCAUCACCCAAGCUGACAUGUUGCACAUCAGCACGAACUGCCGCACAGCUGAGAAGAUGGCACUGACGUUGCUUGACUACCUCUUUCACCGAGAAAUUCAGGCUAUUUCCAACCUUUCAGGGCAGGGGAAGCAUGGGAAGAAGCAACUCGAUCCUCUAAUGAUAUAUGGGAUUCGAUGCCACCUUUUCUAUAAAUUUGGAAUCUCAGAGUCUGACUGGUACCGGAUCAAGCAGAGCAUAGACUCCAAAUGCCGGACUGCUUGGCGGCGGAAACAGCGUGGCCAGAGUCUUGCAGUGAAAAGUUUUUCACGACGGACACCUUCCUCGUCAUCAUAUAGUGGCUCAGAGGGCGCACAAAGUACAGUGUCGGCUUCUAAUGAGAUCCAGCAGAACCAGCCGCAAGCCCUCCACUACGCACUCGCUAAUGCUCAGCAGGUUCAGAUUCACCAAAUAGGAGAAGAUGGACAAGUUCAAGUAGGUCACCUCCACAUAGCCCAGGUUCCUCAAGGCGAACAGGUCCAAAUAACGCAAGACAGCGAGGGUAACUUGCAGAUACAUCAGGUUCACGUUGGUCAAGAUGGGCAGGUCUUCUCGUCAUGUGAUAGAGCGGUUUGGAGUCCUACAGAGAGGGAUCAAGUGCACUGGGCUGUGACUGAAUUGGCUCUGUCCGCUCUUUGACUCAACAAAUUUAAAAUAAUAUACUGCAGCAUUGCGGUGGCAGUUCUAAAUGCGUUAUUGCCAAAUCCUGUUUGAAAAAGAAGGGGUCAGAAUGGGAAUUUUCUAUCUCGUUUUGUCAUCCGGUUGUGUUUUUAAUUGCAACAGCACUUCAAAUAGGAGUAGCAAAAUACUUUAUUUAGAACAUAAUCUCUAAUUCCUGAAGACACUGAGAUCUUGCUCCUCAUUCUUUGUUUAAAGCUGCAUCAUCUGGUUUAAUUUAAGUUUGGGAUUUUCCUCCUUGAUUUUCACCUUCAUCCACCCAUGGGGAAAAAAAGUAGUGUUGGGACUAUCUUGUAUUCAUCAGUUCAUUUUAGCAGCAUUGUUUAUGUGAUUAAAAAAUAAAGGCCACUGGAUUAUUACCAAGAAGGCUGUGAUUUGAAUUGUAAGCUUCUGAGCUUUUUUCCUUAAACUGAUCUGGAAUUUGAAACAGACAAACUAGAAAUGUUCCCGUAUUUAAUAGGACCGUAAGAAUUUGACAUAACUUUGGGGGAAAUCACUGUAUGCUCUUGUUUCACCUUGCCUGUCAGUGAUGGAGACAGCCACCUUUAAUUUCCCAGUUUUGCACCAAUGGGAGCUGUUGCAGGAAAAGGGAUUUCUAUGUUAUGAACACUUAUUCCACAAUGGCUAAUUUUUCGUUCUUGAUGUGCUAAAACGCUUGCCUAAUUUUUUAUAUUUUUUUGAAUGUCUGCUCCCUCCACUUUUGGAAAGAGGACAUUGAAAAAGAAGCAAGUCCCAAGAGAGAUGAACAAGGGUCUGGGUACGUCUGCGCUGAAUAGCAGAAGGCAGUGUAAUGAUACCCUGCUGUGAAGGAUAAAAGCCACACUGAGAAGUGGUGUAUUUAGAGGUAUAUUAUGACACAUAUACAUGUAUGUUCACCUAGCUAUUUCACUUUGUGUUUGUAGAGAAACCAUGACAAUGUAGGUGUCAGCCAUCAACAUGGAUAUGCAGGGUCCUUGCCAGGCUGGUACAGCCCAUGCUGCCAAGUAAUUACAGCUAUUACUCAAGCUAACUAAAGUAAAGUGACUCAGUAAGUCUCCUUGUGCAGGAAUUGCACUCUCAAAUGCACUCUAGAUGUAGCCUGAAUUAUGAAUCAAAGCAUCCCCUGGGGAAAAGUCUGAUACAAAUAGUUCAUCAUAUUACAUAGUCUCAGUAAACCAAUACAGAAGAAUAUAUUAAAUAUCAAUAGGUAUUGCAUGUGGAAAUUAACAUGGGUCACUGGCAGGAAGGUGUUUAAAACACAAAGUUGUGGAUUGCCAAGAAUCGUGUAAGUUAAUUGUAAAAUAAUAUACAAGGUUUACUAUUUCUCCUCCAUAUUACAUGCCAUGAAAAUGAGGAUUGCCAAAGGUUGCUGGAAGAAGUGCAGUUAUGAAGAGACGCAUACACUUCGGUACUAAAAAGCUAUAAGCUUUUUUUUGGUGUAACAUAAUUUCAAUUACAUAGUCAUAAUGUCAAAGGGAUGUCGAAUCCAGUCACACACUAUUAUUCUGGGGUUUGGCAGACAAAAUACAACUGAUGUAAGAAGAUGUAAGUUGUCAAGUGUUAUUCUUCCUGGCUAAUAUGUACUCAAUAAUGCCGGGGAGGGGGAGAUGCCCGCUCUACACACAGACAUAUACGUAUCUUAGUUAUAAAAAUAUAUGUCAGCGAGAAGAAAUGGAGAAUGUAAUACAGCCCUGUACAAACAAAAUCAAGCAGUCUUAUGCAAUUUGGUCUUCUUUUCUUGACUGCCCCUAAGAAAACUCAAGAGCCAUAUGAGAUCCUGGCAGCACUCAUCAUAGUCACUUAGAAAAGUAACUUCCUUUGUCUCCCAAGCUCCCCAGAGAACUUCUGGUGUACGUCCAUGGCCAUUCCCCUGGACAUCAGCUGACAAACUCUAUUUUUAUAUAGGAAAUCUUGCUAAGUUCAUUAUUUGUUCUUUGUUCUCUGAUUUCUUCUGUUUUCUUUUCUCUUUGUAAUAAAAAUCUGAUGAUGGCUGUGAUUUGGGAAGCUGACUUUAGAAGUUUAGCAUCUGAAAACUAAAAUGGGCGACUCUAAGAUCAGGAUGGGUUUAAAGGAAAGGAUGUAUCGGUUCAAUGUGACAUGUUAUUCUGGUAUCACGUUCCUUCCUCACUUCACAAACACAAUACGUUAAUUGUCAAAAGAGCUGAAUCAUAAAAAUACACAAAUAAACUGUUUAACGGAUCAGUUGGUCCAAUUGUGUGAAGCCGAGAAGGAGCCUGUUACCUGGAUUAGUCCAUAUGCAGAGCUGGAAUGGGGAAAUGAGCACAAAUGUUCUGUAGAAAUAAUGAUUGAAUUGACACCUUUCUUAUAUGAUAGGAGCACAACCAUCAGAACAAUAUGUUGUCACAAGAUUAAUGUCUUUGGCCGCUCGAGUGAAUAUCUUGGCUUUGUCUCCUUAUUUACGUAGCAGCAAGAGACCGUUCUUUUGUGGGAAUGUUCUGUUCUGUUGACAUUAUUGCAUAAUUAGCUGAAGCAACUCAAAGACUUUACAAUAACUACUUGCGGACUUAGGAGCCCACGAUCAGCUGUUUCUGCUCGCACCCAGGAAGUUAUCUCAUUCAUUAGUAGGACAAUAGCCAUGAUAUAUUUUUGAAAACUGCUGUAUGUUGAUGUAAAAUGCUUCCCGAAGUACAUUUCCACGACUGUUUAAGAAAAUAAAAGCUACAAAUCUUUACGGUAGCACGGCAGCAGCGGUUCCUUGCUUCUUGGUGUAGGGUUGCCAACUCUGACUGAAGCUAUUCUGGGAGGUUUUUUUCCCCCCAACAUGACGUAAUGUACUGUUCAACCCGUUCACAAUACAGGCAGUCCUCAGACUUACGACACAAUUGGUUCCUGAGACUGUGUCUUAGGUCAAAGUGUUGUAACUCAAAACUGAUUUCUCCAUAGAAAACAACGUUAUAAAUGGGGGAUUGGUUCCUGAGCCAAGGCCCGAUACCCCAUUUUCACCAAAAAUAACCCAGUAGUUUGUAGGCAAUCACUUAUAGAUGAGUAAUAUAGAUACAUUAAUGUAUUUAUAUUGCAAAUAGCAAUCAUAUUGAUUUGGAAGGACUUCUUUCAAGUGACUUGGUUGCACUUUUUGAAGGGUUUUUGACUGGAGCCUUCUCAGGAGUCCUGGCUGCAGGUUUUUCUGGAGUGUUGUCUGCUCUCUUAAAGAAAGUGUCCAAGCAAGUUUGGACAGACGGGAGAUGGGCGACGCAGCGAACUUGUUCACUGGCACGGCAUGGCAUCAGAUCAAGCGUCAUAAAGUUGAAACUGAUGUCAGAAAGUUGAAACAGUGUCAAUUUAUAAAUGUUGUAAGUGCGAAACGUUGUAACUUGAAACGUUGUAAGUCGAGGACUACCUGUAUCAAUCUCCCGGAUUGCUUUCAGUAGUCACCGGGAGAUCGAUGCUGAUUCCAGUAGACUCCUGGCCAAUCCAGGAGGAUUGGCAACCCUAUCCCGAUGGCACAGCGAGAUAAGAAAAACUUGUCACCCCGCAAUGGCCUUUUUCCCAUCCCACAUUCCUGCACCUGAAGAUACAUGUAUGACAUGAAGCCAAAGGUUUUUAUACAGACAUAGGAUCAAGCAGAAAAAGGCCUAGCCCUGGGGCCCACUGUCUAGGCCUCUGGUCCUUAACUGUGGGGCUCUGCUUUGGGUUUCCUUCAAAUGUCUAGUUGGGUUGAUGGUGUCCUUCCUUAUACACUUGUGAGAGCACUUCCUUGUUUCACGUAAGGCCUCAACACCCUUCACCAAGGCCCCAUUGCACUUACCAGUCGGUUACUCAUUGACUUCAGAGAGUUGGGUUUAGGCAUACUUUUUUCCCCUAUGCUUCACAUGCUUGUAAAUGCGAAGGUCUCAUUCCUCUCCUCCGAACACUUGUAGAAGCUAACGGGUCCACUUGUCCCAAGGAAAAGACCCUCAGUCGUUAGGUUUAAGAAAUAUCACGUGCGAAUCGCCCUUACCUCUAUCAAGAACCGCCUCAUUCUUCUGUAUUGACUCGGCGUUUUAUUGUAGCAUAACAAAUGAAAGCUGGAGUAUUGAGCAGAGUCCCUAGGGAUGGUUUUGUUCCAUUGCUGAUGCACCUGAAACGCAACUGUUUUGUGGGAUUGUAAGAGAGUUAAGUAUUUCCAGGUAUGCUCCCUGCUAGCCUUUUCAAUACAGGACUGAGAGCAACCAGACGUCUUAAAGCAAAACACAGCAAAGUGCAUCCAGCAUAAGAGCCCUUCAGCAUGAAUACCUCCUGCUUUUGGAAACUCUUGCAAGUUAACUUUAACUCUUACCGAUGCAUAGGUUGGUUUUUUUGUGGGGGAGGUUUCCAUCUGACGUCUUUUUGGAGUUGCAGGUGUUUCACAGCGCUGUUGUGAUUUUUGGUUGUCUACAAAACAGUUUGUUGGUUGAC